Carica papaya (papaya) is the source of this 1118-nucleotide messenger RNA. It is a transcript of the gene SGR9, whose product is annotated as RING/U-box superfamily protein. Gene Ontology annotation, cellular component: cytoplasm. Gene Ontology annotation, biological process: protein ubiquitination. Gene Ontology annotation, molecular function: ubiquitin protein ligase activity. NCBI's taxonomy places the organism in Eukaryota, Viridiplantae, Streptophyta, Magnoliopsida, Brassicales, Caricaceae. The record is from RefSeq and is a predicted model, not a curated record.
AAUAUAUGAAGCCACACCCCUCAAAACUCCCUCGAAGGGAAUAGAAGCACAAGAUCCCAUAACAAUGGUGGAAGAAGAAACAAAAAAGAUAAUGGCAGCUCUCUCAACCCUCAACCCAACACAGCUCCGAGUUCUAACUCACUCCAUCCUCAACCUCUCUUGUCACCAUCUUCACCGUCUCUCCUCCAUCCUCUCCUCUCCGUCUCUCUUCUCUCUAACCAUCCACCAUCUCAUCUCCCUCUCUCCCUCCUCCAAAUCUCUUCUCAUCGCUCGCCACCUCCUCUCCCUCCUCCGCCUCCUUCUUCUCCACUUCCACCCCCAAGAUCGGCCGCAUCUCUCCUCCGGACCUCCCGCCAUCAAACUCCGAGACCUUGAUGCCGUCUUGCUCUUGCUCUUCAUCUGUGAAACCCACCAUCACCACCCACAAACCCUUCUGGCCGGUGACCCAUCUGAGUGGCGCGAAAGCUUGAGUAAAACCUUCUCCCACGCCAUGUUAAGUAAUUUGUCUGAAAUUGGGGGAUACAAUGGUGGAGUGUUGAUUACUUAUGCUGAGACGGUGAGUAGGUGUUUGAGAUUUGUUAGGAUGGUUGAUAGUUGUAGUGGUGGCCGGAUGGAGCGGAAAGAGGCUGCAGCGUCGCCGGCGACGGUGGUGGGAUUACCGACAGUGGAGGUGAGUGGUGGUGGUGUAGGUUUGGAGUACUGUACUGUAUGUAAAGAAGAAAUGAGAGAAGGAAGAGAGGUGUGUGAGUUGCCAUGUAAACAUUUAUUCCAUUGGAAGUGCAUAUUGCCAUGGUUGAAGAAGAAGAAUACAUGUCCAUGUUGCAGGUUUCAGCUUCCUACUGAUGAUGUGUUUGAAGAGAUCCAACGGCUGUGGGAGGUUCUGAUCAGGGCGGGUGGUGGUGGGAGUUUUGACUUUUGAUGGAGAAUAUUGUUGGAGGUGAUGAUCAUGGUUAGGGGUUUAGAGGAGCGCACGUGGCAGAAUUGGAUUGGAGAUUAUCAAAGGAGCAGUGAGGGUUGGAAGAUUGAAUGGUAUGAGUUGGUUGUAGGUGAUUUUCUUUUUAAUAUUUUGACAAAGACUCGUGUGGCUAAAGACUAUGAGCAAUCUUGUACAUUUAUAA